Molecule: messenger RNA, 471 nt
Organism: Humulus lupulus (European hop)
Lineage: Eukaryota; Viridiplantae; Streptophyta; Magnoliopsida; Rosales; Cannabaceae
Exons: 2
Coding region: 1-471 (156 amino acids)
Source: RefSeq, a predicted model, not a curated record
AUGGCUGUGAAUGAUCACAAUAUUCCUGAAGAAAACUAUCCACAACGCCCUGGGAAGCAACCGAUGACGAAUCCUAAACCUGAUGAGAGAACCAAGAAGCGGAACGAAGAGUUGGCUAGGCUAGCCGUAGAAGCGCAGGCGGCUCAGCCUCAACCUUCGCAGGAGAACCAAGAUCCACCUCCGCGAGAUGUUCAUGUUCCUCCCCGCAGGCCUCGUGGGCGACCUCGGAAAAACGCUGCCACAAGAGGAGCGAAGCAACCUCCGCCACCAGCAAAGCAACGUGCACCCUUGAGACCCCGAAGAAACACUCAGGCCAGGGCUUCGCCUAACUCGACUGCGGAGUUACCAGAAGAAACUGGGAAUAAUCGAGCCCCUACAGAGGCUUGGACUCAGGUUCCUGGUAAUACGCAGAAUGUUGCCGAGUCAGCAUGGGCGAACUCGGGGCCAUCUAGGCCCCGAAAUGGUUGGUAG